GGGUUCUGGGAGUGAGGCCCUGCGGGCCGUUGGGAACCGCAACGUCCGUGCUCCCGGAGAGCGGGCAGAGAGCCGGGCUCGGACCGAGCAGGGUGGGCUGGGGCACAGUUGGCCCUUUGCAUCCAGGAGCUCUUGGCCUCAGGCAUCCGGGUGAGGCCAGAGGCUGACGAGGCCAUGAAUGUGGUGAAAUAGGAGCAGGGGACCGGGAACCCAGAAGAGGAGGAAGGGCAGAUACUUGGACGCUCAUCGCACCUGCGCCCCCGUCCCCGGACCGGGACUCAGAUGCCAUGUGGCCUGUGCUUUGGACCGUGGUGCGUACCUAUGCUCCUUAUGUCACAUUUCCGGUGGCCUUCGUGGUUGGGGCUGUGGGCUACCACCUGGAAUGGUUUAUCCGGGGAAAGGAUCCCCAGCCUGUGGAGGAGGAAAAGAGCAUCUCAGAGCGCCGAGAGGACCGCAAACUGGAUGAGCUGCUAGGCAAGGACCACACCCAGGUGGUGAGCCUUAAGGACAAGCUGGAAUUUGCUCCGAAAGCUGUCUUGAACAGAAACCGCCCAGAGAAGAGUUAACGGAGGAAACGGGGCCCUGUGAGUCCUUCCAUGGGCUGAGAAUGGUCUUGUCAACAUGUCAGCUCAGCAUCAGACCCCACCUUUGAUCUGCUUUGUUGUUGCUUAUUCUGCCGCUCCCGCACCACACACCCACACACAUACUGGCUGCUCUUCUAGGGCGGCAGACGCACCAGCAGCUGAGGGGCCAGUGAAGAGGACGUACCUUGUGGGUUCUGGCUUGAAGGCUGCACCUGUUGUGUGGUGGCCACAACUGCUCAGGCUUCUGAGCUUAUGGGCGCACUGCUAGGAGGAUGUGUGGAACCACUGCUGUCCCAUCGGUGACUGUUAUGAAAUGGCCUCAAAUGGUAGUGGCUGGGAUUUGGGUUUUACCUUUAGUUGGGACACCUACAUUUCUAGUUCCAGUUUGCACUGGGAAGACUUAGAAAAUCUACCUGGCUCCCUUCCUAGUUUUCGCUUUCCUUUGUGCUCAUUCUUCCUGUAAUCCUGUUCUACCAGCUCAAGAAUGGGAUUCUUUGGGGGAAGGAAAGUGUUUUUCUGUUCUUGGAAGCCCAGGUUGUUCACCUAGGGGCAGGGAAGAACGUCCGCCUGGUGAAUUUGCUUGAAAACAAUCACCAUCUUCCACCCUCCCC
Messenger RNA from Trichechus manatus latirostris (Florida manatee), 1195 nucleotides. RefSeq names its product small integral membrane protein 12 (gene SMIM12). The coding region runs from base 288 to 566 and encodes 92 amino acids. The transcript has 3 exons. NCBI's taxonomy places the organism in Eukaryota, Metazoa, Chordata, Mammalia, Sirenia, Trichechidae. The record is from RefSeq and is a predicted model, not a curated record.